Geodia barretti is the source of this 459-nucleotide messenger RNA. NCBI's taxonomy places the organism in Eukaryota, Metazoa, Porifera, Demospongiae, Tetractinellida, Geodiidae. The record is from the annotation of a GenBank genome assembly.
ACGCCCCUUGUUGGCUUGUUGCAUGCUAGAUAAUAAAUAGCUGGAACCUGCGAACUUUUGACCCCGAGAACCGUGGCGAUGGCGGAAGACGAAGGCUUGGAAGCGAUCAGAGCUAAGAGGCUGGCAGAGUUACAGGCUCAAUAUGGCGGAGGACAGCGUGAUCAGGAACAGAAGCAGCAGGCGGCAAAGACGAGAGAGGAAGACAUGAAAAACUCAGUGUUGUCACAGAUCCUGGAGCAAGGAGCCAGAGCAAGAUUGAACAGCAUUGCUCUGGUGAAGCCGGACAAAGCCAAGUCUGUUGAGAUGAUGUUGAUAAGGAUGGCCCAGAGUGGCCAGAUAUCGGGCAAGGUAGGGGAAGGUCAGUUGGUUGAACUGCUGGAGAGGAUAAAUCAGCAGACACAGAAAUCUACCAAAGUCAAGUUCGAACGAAGACGUCAAGAUUCAGAUGAUGAGUUCUAG